Messenger RNA from Darwinula stevensoni, 441 nucleotides. The record is from the annotation of a GenBank genome assembly. NCBI's taxonomy places the organism in Eukaryota, Metazoa, Arthropoda, Ostracoda, Podocopida, Darwinulidae.
AUGGAAUUGAAUGAACUUCUCAAUGGAAGAGAUGCAAUGUGGAAGGGCUCCAACAUCAAUGCAGUUCGUGGACGCUUCUCAUCGCAAGAAACCCCCUCAACAAGAGUGAUUUCUCAGAAUGUGAUGAGCCCAGAGCAAGACAUCCUCAAGGAGAAUGUGGACUUCUUGAUAACGUCAUUGAAGUCUGUUGAUUCUCUGACAGUCAUUUUGUUCAAGGCCAAGGUAAUCUCGCAAGUAGAUCGGAAGGAAAUCCUGCAAUCACGAGAAGAGAAGGAAAGAAAAGAAGUUUUUGUGGAGAAACUUACAACCCUUGUCGACUCCGCUACUUUUGGGACGUUCCUAGACGCGCUGCAAAAGACUGGACAGGAGGAAUUAUCAGAAAGUCUAAAAAAACAAUUGGGCAUGCAUCAAGUUGCCCAGCAUGUUGCAUGGCUCUCCUAA